Molecule: messenger RNA, 1554 nt
Organism: Caenorhabditis bovis
Lineage: Eukaryota; Metazoa; Nematoda; Chromadorea; Rhabditida; Rhabditidae
Source: the annotation of a GenBank genome assembly
AUGUAUUAUCUGACGAAAGGAAUCGAAACGCCCGUCAUGUUCAUAAAUCCAUCACAGGAAUUUACUGAUAUGCUGGAAACGAUGAGAAAUGUGUUGACCGAUGGACAUAAGAAUUCCCGGUUCAAUGAUGCUGAUAUGCCAUCGGUUGGACAACUUCAAAAGCCUGAGAAACGAGCGGAAUGGGAUGAGGUUUACAAGAAGGAGAGUCAGCCGAAUUCGCACAAUCAACAGAAAGGAGAACGCAAUAAUGGAGGUUAUCAGAGGAAUAUGAGGAAUGGAAGACGUGAAGAUUAUCGAAAGGAUUUCAAUGAGCGAUCAUCGAAUCAUCGACAGAAUGAUUACAAUGAUCAUCGUAGAUGGAAUCAGAAUUUUGGUCAAAGUUCCCAUUUUCGAGAGCCACAAGAGCAUUAUGGUGAUCAGAAUACGUUCUAUGGAGGCGAUGCGAACUCGCGUUUUUCUCAUCAGUAUGAGGAUAACAGGAAAUGCAAGCAACAGCGAAAUAAUGGACGACAAUGGAAAAAUUAUUGUGACGAAGAGCCUUAUGAUGAUGUGAUGCAAAGAUUGAGCAUUGAGCAGGCGCCGAGCACAUCGAGAAAUCGCGGUUUUGCUUAUGAAAAUUCGGUGCAACCAAAUUAUGAGCAAAAUCGCCAUCAGCACUUCCAGCAGCCAUUUUAUCCAAGGGAGAAUCGUUCGAAUCGAAAUUUCAAUCGUUCGCGCCCACAAUAUGAACACCGAAAAGAAUAUCACAAUAAUGCGGAUCGCCGACAGUAUUUCCAAAGCACUGAAAAUGUGGCCAUCAAAGAAACACCAUACGAUGAGAGAUAUGAAAGAGAAUUGGAAAUUCUUCAAAAUUGCAGCCAUGAAAAUAUUGUGCAAUUAAUGGGAAGCCAUCAAGCACCGAAAUCAAGUGACCGCAUUCUGGAAAUGGAAUAUGUCGACUCGAAUCUUGAGUUUUUGAUCCAAGACAAAUGUUUGGAUCAAGAAAUGAUCCGGCAUUUUAUGUUUCAGAUUUUAAACGGUUUGGAGUAUUUACAUAGCUUGGAUAUUAUGCAUAGAGAUAUUAAGCCCGAAAACCUGCUAAUUCAUCGAGAAACGGGAAAUUUGAAAAUUUGCGACUUUAACAUUUCGCGAAAAUUCGUCGAAAAUGUGGAAAUGACCCCUCAAACGGUCACAUUAUUUUAUCGGCCAAUCGAAGUUUUGCUGGAUUGUAAAUCAUACACACCAGCUAUCGACAUAUGGUCAACAGCUUGUGUAUUCGCCGAAAUGUACACUUGCAAUCCGAUAUUUCAAGGAUUCUCCGAAGUUGCCGUGAUUUGCGCGAUUAUUGAUGUGCUGGGAACUCCGAAUACUUCCAAUUGGCCGGAAAUAGACACAAUGCCUUCUAUGGAGUUUAUAACGCUUAAAGAACAACCUGAGAAUAGAUUACAGAAAACUGUCUCGGAGGCACCACCAGUCGCCAUUGAUUUGAUGCUCAAAAUGCUUCGAUUCGACCCGAAACAACGGAUUCGAGCGGCCGAUGCGAAAACACACGAAUUCUUCUCAUCUCCCAAUUGA